Caenorhabditis elegans is the source of this 1044-nucleotide messenger RNA. RefSeq names its product Ribokinase (gene F07A11.5). Gene Ontology annotation, biological process: D-ribose catabolic process; D-ribose metabolic process; carbohydrate phosphorylation. Lineage: Eukaryota; Metazoa; Nematoda; Chromadorea; Rhabditida; Rhabditidae. The record is from RefSeq and is marked reviewed. Gene Ontology annotation, molecular function: ribokinase activity; kinase activity; ATP binding. Gene Ontology annotation, cellular component: nucleus; cytoplasm. The transcript has 6 exons. The coding region runs from base 38 to 982 and encodes 314 amino acids.
UUCAGAAUUUUCUAAAUUAAAAAAAAAGCAUAUCGUUAUGUCAAGUGAAAACCAGAAAAUCGUGGUUUUCGGAAGUAUCGUUCAGGAUCUUGUCAGCUACACAGAUAGUUUCCCAAGACCUGGAGAGUCGGUGCGCGGUCACAAUUUCAAGCUGGGCUCCGGCGGAAAAGGCGCCAAUCAGGCAGUUGCUGCGGCUCGCCUAGGGAUCAAUGUCUCAAUGAUUGGAAUGGUUGGAGAAGAUAUGUUCGGAGAUUCUAAUAUUAAGGAUUUGAGCAGCAAUGGAGUUGAUACAAGUUGUGUGGGACGGACCAAAAAGACACAUACCGCCACAGCGACUAUCACUGUUAACAAAGAAGGCGAAAACAACAUUGUGGUGACGCUGGGUGCAAAUCUUGAAAUGUCGCCUGAAAUCGCUGAUGCGAACUCUUCAAAAAUUGCUGGCUCGAAAAUGGUCAUUUGUCAGGGAGAAAUUGACGAAAAAGGAAAUAGAAGAGCCUUCGAAAUUGCUAGAAGUCACGGAGUCACCACUUUUUUAAAUCCAGCUCCUGGGGAUCCGAAUAUGGAUAAGACGAUUCUCGAGCUGGUUGAUAUUAUUUGUACCAAUGAGAAUGAAGCGGAAUUCAUCACUGGAAUCGCUCAAAACAACGUGAAAGACGCUGAAAAAGCAGCACGUGCAAUGCUCAAAAUGGGACCUCAACAUGCGAUCAUAACUCUCGGAGGCAAAGGUGUCCUGCUUGCAUCCAAAGGAGUCGAUGAUGUUGAGCAUACCGCCGUGAUCAAAGUCGAUGCAGUUGAUACUACGGGAGCCGGUGACUGUUUCUGUGGUUCACUGGCUGCUCAUUUGGUUGCCGGCCAUCCGAUUUCCGCAUCAAUACGCUCGGCUGCCAACUUGGCCGCACUUUCUGUGACACGUCAUGGAACUCAAUCGAGUUAUUGGAAGCUCGACGAGAUUCGCCAACAAUACCCGGAAUUCUUGCCUUAAAACUUAUUACAGUGUCUUUCAAGAAAUUUGUGAUUAGGUCUGAAAUAAAAAUUCUGCUUUCC